Messenger RNA from Sardina pilchardus (European sardine), 8871 nucleotides. RefSeq names its product filamin B, like (gene flnba). Gene Ontology annotation, molecular function: actin filament binding. The record is from RefSeq and is a predicted model, not a curated record. Lineage: Eukaryota; Metazoa; Chordata; Actinopteri; Clupeiformes; Clupeidae. Bases 90 to 7907 code for a protein of 2605 amino acids. Gene Ontology annotation, biological process: actin cytoskeleton organization. The transcript is spliced from 46 exons.
AACAGUUCAAACACCCCUCGGCACAGGCAGCGUGCACUAGAUCACCAGCCUCGCAGAAGAAUUAGACAAAGUAACACAAAGGUAAAAGUAUGCCGGCUACUGAGAAAGAUUUGGCAGAAGACGCACCAUGGAAAAAGAUCCAGCAGAACACCUUCACUCGCUGGUGCAAUGAGCACCUGAAGUGCGUUAACAAGCGGAUAGGAGACCUGCAAAUCGACCUGAGCGACGGCUUGAGGCUCAUUGCCCUCUUGGAAGUCCUGAGCCAGAAGAAGAUGUAUAGAAAAUACCACCCAAGACCAACCUUCAGGCAGAUGAAACUCGAAAAUGUAUCUGUCGCACUUGAAUUUUUGGACCGCGAAAAUAUUCGCCUGGUGUCAAUCGACAGUAAGGCAAUAGUAGAUGGGAACCUGAAGCUCAUCCUUGGGAUGGUGUGGACACUCAUCCUGCAUUACUCCAUCUCCAUGCCUGUGUGGGAGGAUGAGGAUGACGCUGAGGCCAAGAAACAGACUCCCAAGCAGCGGCUGCUGGGAUGGAUCCAGAACAAAGUGCCUGACCUACCAAUCACCAAUUUCAGCCAGGACUGGCAAAAUGGAAAAGCCCUGGGUGCCUUGGUGGACAGUUGUGCCCCUGGUCUGUGUCCGGACUGGGAGACAUGGGAUACAGCGAAACCUGUGGACAACGCUACUGAGGCCAUGCAACUGGCUGAUGAUUGGUUGGGAAUCCCACAGGUGAUCGCUCCAGAGGAGAUCAUCGACCCGAGUGUUGAUGAGCAGUCCGUCAUGACCUAUCUGUCCCAGUUCCCCAAGUCCAAGCUGAAGCCUGGUGCUCCACUCAAACCCAAACUCAACCCAAAGAAAGCCAGAGCGUACGGCCCAGGAAUUGAGCCUGUGGGGAACAGGGUGAUGCGCCCUGCUGUCUUCACUGUGGAUUCCUUCAGUGCUGGCCAGGGUCAGGUCACUGUUUACAUUGAAGACCCCGAGGGCACCAGGGAGGAGGUGAAGGCCGUUCCCAAUGAAGGCAAGAAGACAUUCAGUGUAACUUACAUCCCACAAGUAAUGGGAAUGCACAAGGUGACUGUGCUCUUUGCUGGCCAGCAAAUACCAAAGAGCCCAUUCGAAGUGAAUGUGGAUAAGGCUCAGGGAGACCCCACCAAGGUCAUAGCUAAAGGGCCUGGCCUUGAGCCAUUGGGCAACAUUGCUAACAAGCCCACCUACUUUGACAUCUACACUGCAGGGGCCGGAGUGGGUGAGGUCACAGCGGUCAUCAAGGACCCCCAGAGCAACAAGAACACAGUGGAGGCCGUCUUGGAGGACAAGGGAGACAGCGUGUUCCGUUGCACCUACCGGCCAAUCCAGGCUGGCCCCCACACCAUCACAAUCACAUUUGGUGGCAUCGGCAUUCCCAAAAGCCCCUUCACAGUCAACAUUGGCCCAGCCUCCAAUCCAAAUGCCUGUCGUGCCACGGGCCGUGGGUUGCAGCCUCGAGGGGUUCGUAUCAAGCAGACCGCUGAUUUUAAGGUGGACACUCGGAAUGCAGGGAGUGGGGACCUGAAGGUCUCAGUCAAAGGGUCCAAGGGCCAAGAUGAGCUAGUGAAGCAGAAGGAAUCACUGGAUGGUGUGAAUGCCUUUGAAUACUACCCACUUACGCCUGGAAAGUAUGUAGUGACUAUUACAUGGGGAGGAGUGCAUAUUCCAAAGAGUCCCUUUGAGGUCCAGGUGGGCUCUGAGGCUGGGCCACAGAAGAUCCGAGCCUGGGGCCCAGGACUUGAAGGAGGAGUGGUGGGCCGGUCUGCUGACUUUGUGGCAGAAUCCAUUGGCACUGACGUGGGAGUGCUUGGCUUUGCUAUUGAGGGACCUUCCCAGGCUAAGAUUGAGUGUGAAGACCAGAACGAUGGCUCGUGUGACGUGAAGUACUGGCCAACAGAGGCUGGAGAGUAUGCCGUUCACGUCAUGUGUGAUGAUGAGGAUAUUGAAGACAGUCCAUUCAUGGCAUACAUCAUCCCUGACAACAAAGCCAACAAUGUUGACCAGGUCAAGGCUUAUGGCCCUGGCCUAGAGAAGACUGGCUGUGUCAUCAACAAGCCAGCAGAAUUCACCGUCAGUGCAAAGGAUGCAGGGAAAGGUCCUCUGAAAAUUAUCGCACAGAAUGCAGAUGGUGUUCCAGUGGACGUCAAGAUGAAGAGCAAAGGGGAUGGAGUAUAUGCCUGCUCGUACAAUCCCACAGAGGCGGUCAAACACACUGUGGCUAUCUCGUGGGGAGGGGUCAGUGUGCCCAACAGCCCCUUCAGGGUCAAUGUCGGGAAGGGAAGUCAUCCACACAAAGUGAAGGUGUACGGCCCAGGAGUGGAGAGGACUGGACUCAAGGCCAAUGAGCCCACUCACUUCACUGUGGACUGCACUGAGGCAGGGGAAGGAGAUGUAAGCGUGGGCAUCAAAUGUGAUGCUGACAUGAUCAGUGACAAAGAGGAAGACCUUGACUUUGACAUCAUUCCUAACGCCAACGACACCAUCACAGUCAAAUACGUCCCCCCUGCAGCAGGCCGGCUCACCAUCAAAGUGCUGUUCUCUGACCAGGAGAUCUCCGUUAGUCCUUUCCGUGUGAAAGUGGAGCCCUCUCAUGAUGCCUCGAAGGUCAAGGCCGAGGGUCCUGGCAUCGCAAGGGCAGGAGUAGAGUGUGGGAAACCCACCCACUUUACUGUGCACACUAAAGGGGCAGGCAAAGCACCUCUGGAUGUCCAGUUUUCCAGCUCUGCCAAAGGUCAGCCUGUCCAGGACUUUGAGAUCAUCGACAACUAUGAUUACUCCCACACUGUCAAAUACACCCCUGUCCAACAGGGUGAAAUGGUUAUCACUGUAACGUUUGGAGGUGACCCCAUCUCAAAGAGUCCCUUUGCUGUGGGCGUGGCAGCCCCAUUGGACCUGAGCAAGAUCCAGGUGGAUGGACUGGACAGCCGAGUGGAGGUGGGUCAAGAUCAGCAGUUUGUUGUGGGCACCAAAGGGGUGGGUGGCCAGGGCAGACUGGAGGUGCGCAUCAGCAGCCCUGCCAACAGAGCCGUGCCCUGUGAGGUGGAGCCCCAGCCCGGGAAGGCGGCCAGUCUGGUGAAGUACGUCCCCAAAGAAGAAGGGGUCUACACCGUGGAGGUGUGCUACGAUGGCAACCCAGUGCCGGGGAGUCCCUUCCCUGUGGAGGCUCAACUGCCACCGGAUCCCAGCAAGGUGAAGGCCUUUGGUCCUGGACUGAGGGGAGGUCUAGUGGGGAACCCUGCUGAGUUCACCAUCGACACUAAGGGAGCUGGCACCGGCGGACUCGGCCUGACCGUGGAGGGUCCCACAGAGGCCAAGAUUGAGUGCUCAGACAACGGUGAUGGCACCUGCUCCGUCUCCUACCUACCCACCGAACCUGGAGAGUACCUGGUCAACAUCCUGUUUGAAGACACGCACAUCCCAAGUUCCCCAUUCCACGCUGACAUUCAGAUGCCCUUCGACCCCACCAAGGUGGUGGCGUCAGGCUCGGGGCUGAAGCGCGGCAGGGUGGGGGAGACGAGCGUCGUGAACGUGGACUGCUCUCGAGCAGGACCUGGCCAGCUGGCCAUGGAUGCUGUGUCUGACGCGACUGGAGCUAAGGCCAAGACCGAGGUUCUGGAUAACAAGGAUGGAACCUACACAGUCACCUACGUUCCCCUCACUGCAGGCAUGUACACGCUCAUGCUGAAGUACGGGGGGAAGGCUGUGCCCAACUUCCCUGCCAAGGUGGCCGUGGAUGCUGCUGUAGAUACCAGCAAAGUGAAGGUGUUUGGAGCAGGCGUGAAAGGAGAAGGGGUCUUCAGAGAGGCCACCACAGAGUUCACGGUGGACGCUCACCCUCUCAGCAGAUCAGGUGGCAGUCACGUCAAGGCACAGGUGACCAACCCCUCUGGUGCACUUACUGACUGCAGCAUCACAGACAAAGGAGACGGGACCUACAAUGUGGAGUACACACCCUUUGAAAAUGGAAAUCACAGUGUGGAGGUGCUGUACGAUGACACCCCAGUUCCCAAUAGUCCAUUCCAGGUGGGAGUGACUGAUGGCUGUGAUCCAACGCGUGUGUUGGCCAAGGGCCCAGGGUUGGAGCAGGCCCUGACCGACAAACCCAACAAGUUCUCCAUCAUCACCAGAGGGGCUGGUAUUGGAGGGUUGGGCAUCACUGUUGAAGGCCCCUCAGAAUCCAGGAUGUCAUGCAAAGACAACAAAGAUGGCAGCUGCAAUGUAGAGUACACUCCCUAUGUGCCUGGGCUGUACGAUGUCAACAUCACCUACGGAGGGAAGCACAUUCCAGGCAGUCCUUUUAAGGUGCCAGUGACCGAUGUGGUGGACUCAAGUAAAGUGAAGAUUUCUGGGCCUGGAGUUGGCUCAGGUGUCAGGGCUAAAAUCCCUCAGACUUUGACUGUGGACUGCAGCAAGGCAGGUGUGGCCCCCCUCUCUGUGGCUGUCACAGGACCUAAAGGUGUUGUAGAGCCAGUAGAGGUGACUGACAAUGGAGAUGGCUCCCACACCGUAGCCUACACCCCCUCAGUAGAGGGACUCUACUCACUGGCAGUAAAGUAUGCAGAUGAAGAGGUUCCACGCAGCCCAUUUAAGUUGCGGGUGCAGCCCACUCAUGAUGCCAGUAAGGUGCGGGCCAGUGGUCCUGGGCUCACUACCGGUGUGCCUGCCAGCCUGCCUGUUGAGUUUACCAUCGAUGCCAAAGAUGCAGGAGAGGGCCAGCUGUCUGUGCACAUCACUGAUCAGGACGGUAAAGCCAAGAAGGUCAACAUCCAGGAUAACCGUGAUGGGACCUACAAAGUGUCCUAUGUGCCGGAUAAGGUGGGCCGCUACACUAUCGUCAUCAAGUAUGGUGGAGACGAGAUCCCCACGUCCCCUUACCGCGUGCGAGCCACCUCCACUGGGGAUGCCAGCAAGUGCACAGUCACAGGUCCUGGUAUCGGCCCCACCAUUGGCAUUGGAGAGGAGGUUGGCUUUGUGGUGAACACCAAGGGUGCUGGAAAAGGCAAGGUGUGCUGUGUGGUGGUCACCCCCGAUGGAACUGAGGUGGAGGCAGAAGUUAUAGAGAAUGAAGACGGAACCUUUGAUAUUUUCUACACUGCACCGAAACCUGGCACGUACGUCAUCUACGUACGCUUUGGUGGCGAAAACAUUCCUAGAAGUCCCUUUAAAGUCACGGCGACAGAUGAGGCUCCUUUGGUGCAACAGCAGGCCACUCAUCAGCAGCAGAUGGCUCCAGGAGCUGGUUUCCAACCCUGGGUGACUGAUGGCUCGUACAUCCCUGUAAACAGCAUGAAUGGAACAGGCUUCAGGCCCUUCGAUAUGGUGAUUCCCUUCACCCUCAAGAAAGGGGAGGUCACAGGAGAGGUACACAUGCCAUCAGGGAAGACCGCCCAGCCUGAGAUCAUUGACAAUAAGGAUGGCACCGUCACUGUCAAAUACGCCCCCACUGAGGCUGGCCUUCAUGAGAUGCACAUCAAGUACAAUGGCACUCACAUUCCAGAGUCUCCGCUGCAGUUCUUUGUGAACCACUCUAGCAGUCCCAACGUGACGGCCUAUGGGCCAGGCCUGGUGUACGGAGUGGCCAACAAGACUGCCACCUUCACCAUCUACACAGAGGAUGCCUCUGAGGGUGGUUUGGAUUUGGCUAUUGAGGGUCCCUCCAAAGCUGAAAUCAGCUGUGUGGACAAUAAAGAUGGCACUUGUACGGUCACGUACCUUCCCACGUUGCCUGGCGACUACAACAUCCUCGUGCGCUACAACGAAAAGCACAUUCCUGGGAGCCCAUUCACUGCCCGUGUCACUGAGGACAACAAGAGGAGGUCUCAGGUGAAACUGGGCUCUGCAGCUGAUUUCACCCUGGACAUUAACGAGACGGAUCUCAGCCUCCUGACUGCCAGCAUUAAGGCCCCCUCGGGUCGAGAUGAGCCCUGUCUUCUUAAGAGACAGCCCAACAACCAUAUUGGCAUCUCCUUCAUUCCGCGGGAAGUUGGCGAGCAUCUGGUCAGCAUCAAGAAGAAUGGGCAACACGUGGCCAACAGCCCAAUCACCAUCAUGGUGGUGCAGUCUGAGAUCGGAGAUGCCAGUAAGGUCAAGGUGUAUGGGCAGGGCCUGGUGGAAGGACUCACCUCUGAGAUGUCCAACUUUAUUGUCGACACUAGAGAAGCAGGUUACGGUGGCCUAGCGCUGACCAUUGAGGGCCCCAGUAAGGUGGACAUCCAGACAGAGGACAUGGAGGAUGGCACCUGUGGAGUGUCUUACUGUCCCAUGGAGCCAGGGACAUACAUAGUGUCAAUCCGUUUUGCUGAAGAGCAUGUUCCAGGGAGUCCCUUCUCAGUGAAGGUAACAGGAGAGGGUCGCAUCCGCGAAAGUAUCUCCCGCAGGCAGAAGGCUGCCUCUGUCGCCAGCGUGGGCAGUGUGUGUGAUCUCAAUCUGAAGAUCCCUGAGAUAGACAUCCGAGAGGUGUCCGCUCAGGUCACUAGCCCCUCCGGAGCCACAGAGGAUGCAGAGAUAGUCGCCAUGGGCAACCACACCUACUGUAUCCGCUUUGUGCCACGAGAGAUGGGCAUACACAUGGUCAGUGUCAAGUACCGUGGCCAGCACGUCCCUGGAAGCCCCUUCCAGUUCACCGUGGGGCCACUGGGAGAGGGUGGGCCCCACAAAGUACGUGCUGGUGGCCCAGGGCUAGAGAAGGCUGAGGCAGGCGUCCCAGCGGAGUUUAACAUUUGGACACGGGAAGCUGGUGCAGGGGGCCUCUCAAUCGCUGUGGAGGGUCCAAGCCGAGCUGAAAUCUCCUUUGAGGACCGGAAGGAUGGCUCCUGUGGGGUGUCAUAUGUUGCACAGGAGCCUGGUGAUUAUGAGGUGUCGGUGAAGUUCAAUGAUGAGCACAUCCCUGACAGCCCAUACCUGGUGCAAGUGUGCGCACCUACAGAUGAUGCACGGCGACUCACUGUUACCAGUCUUCAGGAGUCAGGUUUAAAAGCCAACCAGCCAGCCUCGUUUGCAGUGAGCCUGAAUGGCGCUCAGGGCUCCAUCAAUGCUAAAGUGCACAGCCCAUCCGGAGCCUUGGAGGAGUGUGUUGUGUCCGAGCUAGAGCAAGGCAAAUAUGCCAUUCGUUUCAUCCCUCGUGAGAACGGCAUCCACGCCAUUGAUGUCAAGUUCAAUGGCAGCCACAUCCCUGGCAGUCCAUUCCAGGUGCGGGUGGGUGAGCCAGGACAGAGUGGAGAUGCCGGCCUAGUUAGCGCAUACGGAGCUGGUCUGGAAAGAGGCACAACAGGUAACCAGGCAGAGUUCACCAUCAACAGCAUUAAAGCCGGGCCAGGCUCUCUGGCUGUGACCAUAGAGGGCCCAUCCAAGGUGAAGAUGGAGUGCCAGGAGUGCCCAGAGGGCUACAAGGUGCAGUACACACCCAUGGCCCCCGGCAACUAUCUAAUCAGCAUCAAGUAUGGAGGGCCCAAUCACAUCACCGGCAGCCCCUUCAAGGCCAAAGUCACAGGCCCUCGUCUGGUGAAUGUAACCAAUGCCAGUGAAACGUCCACACUGAUGGUAGACCCGGUCACUAAGCACAGUGCUGCUGCUGUCCAUAGUGCCCUGCCCCGGGCUGCCUCAGACGCUAGCAAGGUCCUGAGCAGAGGCCCAGGCCUGAGCAAGGCCUUUAUUGGCCAGAAGAGCAGCUUCUCUGUGGACUGUAGCCAAGCAGGUAAGAAUAUGCUGCUGGUUGGUGUACAUGGGCCGAACACGCCGUGUGAAGAGGUGAUGGUGAAGCACAUGGGGAAUCUGCAGUACAACGUCAGCUAUGUGCUAAAGGAGCGCGGCAGCUACGUGCUGGCUGUGAAGUGGGGUGAGGAGCACAUCCCUGGGUCGCCCUUCCAUGUCACUGUCCCAUGAGUCUCGUCACUUAGACACCGGGACAUGAGCAGGAGGAUAGCCAAACCCACUCCGUGAAGCCCAGUGCUGUAGAAUACACCAGACAAAUUUGCACUUCAAUAUACUCUACAUGUAAAAUGAAUACAGGUGACAUUUUACAUUGUGUUUAAAAGCAAACAAUUUCCCACACCUCAAUUAAAAAAAAGAGUUCUGGUUUCACCCUGUCAUUUAUGAACAGGCCUUAAUAUAUUUAUUAGUAAGUAAAUAAGUAGUAUUUAACAACCAUGUGGCCCAUCAUUUACUAUUGAUGUCAUCUUCAUUUUGUCCUUGUUUGUGUUCUCAUCAGCAUGUAGGCGUCAUGUACACUCAGACUUAUCCAUAAAAUGCAAAUGAUUAUGUCCACUACCAAAUAUGUGAUGCAAGAUUUCAUUUUUCACAACACUUUACAGUGUGGUGUUUACAUGUGUUUUUAUGCAUAAAUUAUCUUCUGUCACCUCCUUGUGCUGCAGUGGCAGUUAUCUCACAUAGACACUACCUAGACUACUUCAGAUCUUGUGCUGCAGUGCCAGUUAUCUCACAUAGACACUACCUAGACUACUUCAGAUCUUGAAUUCUGGACUGAUGUCAAGAUCUGACAAACAAUGUCUAUGCAGCCGUUUAGGUAUUUUUAGCCAACACACUCCGUAUCACCAAAACAACCAUCUUUAUUAUUUCUCUGUCUUUGGUUGGCCAUAGUGGACUCUUAAUAUUAACUCAAUUCAGAAUACUAUUCAGAAGUAGAGUUUGGAAUAAAACUAUGUUGUCUUAUGUUGCUUAAAUAUAAUAGUUUUGAUACAUGAAUGUUGAAAAAAUAUUUUUGAGGAUUGUUUUAAUGUGAGAGAAAAUCUUUUCACUGUUUGUAGUAUCUCCCUGUGCCUUAACGUGGCUCAAUAAAUUAUGUACUGUACAUUUGUGAUUUAUUAAAUAAAACAAAAACUGGAGCAUC